This is a messenger RNA of Corvus hawaiiensis (hawaiian crow), 1357 nucleotides long. Its product is annotated as oxidative stress-responsive serine-rich protein 1-like. Lineage: Eukaryota; Metazoa; Chordata; Aves; Passeriformes; Corvidae. Gene Ontology annotation, biological process: cellular response to hydrogen peroxide. The record is from RefSeq and is a predicted model, not a curated record. The transcript has 4 exons. Bases 354 to 1235 code for a protein of 293 amino acids.
CGAGCGGUUAAAAAUACGGAAUUAAAAAAUGCAAAAUUAUAAAAAUUGAAAAUAGAAAAGUUCUUGUCCCGCGGCCCGUGUGCUGCCCCCUCGGGCCGUGGCCCGGAACGCCCGGGAGCUUGUGGCCAUCCCUUUACGUGCCCGUCCUUAGCCCGCCGUGGAUGGAGGUGCCCGUGCCUUGUCCCGCCGUCACCGCGGGAGCCGUGCUGGAUGACCGGCACUGCGCUCGCUUGGGUUUGUAGUGCGGUGUUGCUGGAAAAUAGCUGAAAAUAAAACGGAGCAGGGAAGAUGGGUAUUUUCCUGGGAGGUAAAGAACCAGUACAUGGUAAUUCCAUCACCUUCUGGCCAUCCCAAUGAUGAAAUCAGAAGCUAAGGAUGGAGAAGAGGAAAGCCUGCAGACAGCCUUCAAAAAGCUGAGAGUUGACACAGCUGGAUCGACCGCUUCUCUCUCUGUGGGUGAUGGGACAAGUCCCAGAACAAUAGUUAGAACAGUGGCAGAUGAAACCAAGCCUAAGAAUGUGUGUGCUUCUAAGGAAACCUGGCAUGGGUCUGUGAAGAAGCCUUUGAGAGGAGUUGUGAGAACCCAGCGUCGCAGGCGUUCCAAGUCUCCAAUUCUUCAUCCUCCAAAGUUUAUCCAUUGCAGCACAAAAUCACAUUCCACAUGCAGCCAGCUGGUGCAGAAGAGCCAGGGUGAUGCCCAGGAGGACAGCAGUGGGUUUGGGAUGCCAGUCCCAAAGGAAGCUUGUGCACAUGAACACUGCAGCGUCGCUCCGGACGUUUGCCAGAAGGGAGCUGCUGAGCCUUUGGGAGUUUCUGUUGCACAGUUGACAUCAGAGAACACACAGGAGAACUCUCCAGCUGCAGCUUCUCCAGUAUCCAGAGCAAGCCUAAAGACUACGGAGCUUUCUGACUUCCAGUCUAUGUCCAAGCUGAACACGAGUAAGCCAUGUGUGUGUGCAGAUAAAGCCUGUCAGUGCAAACUGUGGCAAGAUAUGGAAGUGUACAAAUUCUCUGGCUUGCAGAACACCCUCCCGCUGGCACCUGAUAGAAUGGUUUCUGAGGAUCACUCACAGCCUUUGCCCUCAAGAACUCCCUCAAGUUCUCCACGCUCUUGCUCUGAGCAAGCCAGGGCCUUUGUGGAUGAUGUGACUAUUGAAGAUCUUUCGGGAUACAUGGAGUAUUACUUGUAUAUUCCAAAGAAAAUGUCUCACAUGGCAGAAAUGAUGUACACCUGACAGCAAUGAGCACUAAAACCAGAAGGGUGGCUGGUUUAAAUCUGCCCUCAGGCACAUCAUGUGAAUAUGCAACCCACUCCCUACUCACUGUGCUUGCAAUAAAAACACUUGUUUGCAUCUCA